Toxorhynchites rutilus septentrionalis is the source of this 2775-nucleotide messenger RNA. It is a transcript of the gene Neurochondrin, whose product is annotated as neurochondrin homolog. The record is from RefSeq and is a predicted model, not a curated record. NCBI's taxonomy places the organism in Eukaryota, Metazoa, Arthropoda, Insecta, Diptera, Culicidae. Gene Ontology annotation, cellular component: dendrite. The coding region runs from base 444 to 2627 and encodes 727 amino acids. Gene Ontology annotation, biological process: regulation of neuronal synaptic plasticity; neuron projection development. The transcript has a single exon.
CAAAAUUUCUGAACCAAAACACAUGCCGUGUGUCAAAGAUUUUUCCGGCUAAGUGCGUUGUAAACCAAAAUUGCUCCCGGAACGUUUUUAAAUGCACACAUUCAUUAGAAAUCCACCCGACUAUAAAUUGCAGAAGUGCACGCGCAAAGAGAGAUAGAUUCUAGAAAAUUAAGUUGACCGGAAAUCGUUCUUGACUGGACAUCGAAAAAAGUCAUCUUCCCGCGGGAAAGCUUUCGCUCGUGCAAGUUGCCGCCAGUGGGAGAGGGAAAACAUUUUCCAUCCGCCUGAUGAAAAUUUGCUCCCAACCGUUCGAACGUGAGCUGAGCAAAUUAGUCAAGAUUUGUUCGCGGAAGCAUUCGGAACGGUUUGCGGCACACAGAACACUGCGAGCGUUUUGGGAGAACUGAACUGAUUCGGAAAAAGUCCCAUAUAAGGAAGUGGAAAUGUCGGACCAAAUAAGUGAUCCGAUCCGGAAGUGUGCCAUCAUACUGAAGGGAGCGAAAAAUGAUUCGGAGAAGUUUGCCGCCCUGUUUAUGGUUACGAAGCUGAUCAAGGGGAAAGAUUGUAACGCAGCCGGCAAGAAGCUGCUGUUCGAUUCGAUAGGCUUCGACUUUGUUCGACGACUGCUCACAAGCAAGGAUGGCCCGGAUGCAUCCGCCUACCAAAGCGUGGCGCUCUCGAUACUGAGCUGCUUCUGCGAAGAUGAGGAGCUAGCGACACACAAGGACAUGCUUGAUAGUAUUCCGGUUUUUCUGGAGAUCGCCUCCACUUGUGAUGAUGACGAGUACGACGACAAUCUCAUCGUGAUUAACGAGGCGUACCACUGUCUGCAGAGUAUCGCUGGGAGUGAGGUUGGACGUCUGGCGCUGAAGGAACAUGGGGUUAUUAAGAAGAUGGCUGAGAUUUAUACCCAGCAGAGUUUCCAGAUUGACGAAGCUCUGACGCUGAUCGUAACUCUGGUCGCUCAGUUUGGACCGGGUUCUUGGGAGGAAGAUCCAAAGCUGUUUCAUGCGUUGAUGCAGCGUGUUUCGCUGGAUUUUGAAACAGAUCACGCCGAGCGGAAAUUCGAGCUGGCAGAGAUGAUUUCGGUGCUGUUGUUCACGUGCAGAAAGGAGCUGAUCUCGAAAACCGUGGAGGGUGAAAUAUGGCCUGAAUGUUUGUACAAGGGCGUGAGUGAUGUGUUGAAAAGCAAGAUUGGAAAGGCUCAACGUGAUCCUACCUUGAAAUUGACAGCUCAUAUUUUGGAAAUUUUGGGCAUAGAAUGGGUGUUGAGUGAUACGGAGAACCCGAAGAAAAUGUUCCUUCUGUUGCUGCAGCUAGCUGCCAUCGAAGUUCGCAUGCAGAUGGACAACAAGAGUUUUAACCAGGUUCUAGUUCAGGGGGACCUCAUCACCGCUUGCUUCAUCAUUCUCGAACUGUCAAUAAAUUACAUGACAACCGACCAGCUGGAGUUGGACCAGAAGGAUAAGCAGCAAGUAUACACCGGACUGAAGGGAGCCUUCACUGCGGUUUUGUCUGUUUUCACUAAACUUUCGAAUGACACCAAAAAAGAUAAGCUCCAACCGAAGGAAAAAGCAUUCGCCUGUGCCAUGGUUCGAGUUCUGUGUGCCUGGAUGGCUCAGGAAACCUCUGCGCUGAAAACUCAGGUCUUCAAACUGUUGCCAUUUAUCUUCCAGCUGGCGAAUAGCUCCUUCUACGAGUCCCGCGAUCAUCGAAUUAAGGCCAGAACCGAACCAACACUGGAGCAAGCCCCGGCCGACGUUCUCCGUGUCACUUUACCUGCAAUGUGUCAUCUCGUGGUGGAAGAGGAUGCACGUAAAAUUUUCCUCAAGGAGAAAGAAGAGCAGGUCUUGUACGAUUGUCUGCUGUUCCACUGGUCAAUUGCUCACUACAAAAAACCUCCCAUUCCUCGUGCGGAACGUCUCAGGCGCAUGAAUGAACCCGAUCCAGAGUUGACCCCACAACAGCUCGAAGAGAUGAAAGACUCCCGAACAGCUAUUGUCUCGUUGUGCAACAUUUUCAUGAACAUUACCGUACUGGAGCCAAAAGUGGUCGACGAGAGUCCCGUUUUCGAUCAGCUGAUUCGGUUCAUUUUCGAGAAUUUACCCGAGUUGAAGGACAUCCCGGAAAAUCUGGUGAUGCAUGGGAACCUGGCCGUGCUGGGAUUGCUUCUACUCAAGCAGCAAUCCACCAAAGUGAAGAAAAACGAUUUCUCCAUCUGUCGCUACAUCCAAACGACAAUUCGCUUCCUCUGGGAUGCGUACAGUAUCGACGAAUCGAACGAUCCCCAAGCGUUGGUCGUGGCCAUGUCCUACAAGGAGUACUGGUUCGAGGUGAUGGAGCUUUGGUUCCUGGGAAUGCAAACCAUGAGCGGCAUUAUAAAGCUGAUCCCAUGGAUAUCCGAGUUUGCCAUCGAGUCGGGCUGGGCAGAGGGAAUAGUCGAGACGCUGCGGAAGGUUAAAAUCGGUACGCUACCACCGAACGUCAAAUUGGCCUACGAAGACUUUCUGUCGCAGCUGGUGGAUGCCAACCCAUCGGUUGCUGCAGUGUUGAAGAAAGCGGAUGCCCUCAAGGUUUGUCGCAACCAUCGGAUGAUGGAGCUCGGCAAGAAGCUGUUUGGCGAUUAAAACAUAGUCUGUUAAAAUAAUAUUCUUCUGAUUCUGGUGCGACUGAGUGGAUCCACGCGACACCGCUGGGCGUGGUGAACAAUACAAAGUUUUUUUUGUGAAUGUAUUUGGAUGUAAUAAAGCAGGAAAGCUGGUAGCAAUUUCAAAA